AUGUCUAGUACACCCAAUUACAAUAAUUUUGUCUGGUCAAUUUUCCAGGGCAACCUUGGUCGCUCGUUCAAAGCAACUAAAGAAUUACCUAUGCUUUUUCCUAAGAUUACUCCAGAUGUUUAUUGCGUCCAAGAACCAUACUUGCAUGCCGGUUCUACUUUCUUUCCAACUAAAUGGCGCACUAUUUUCCAUCCUGAAGGCAGUGUCCUUAUCUCAAUUCGUAACCCAAAUAUUGCUGUGGUUACCAGACAUAUUAAUAAGUACUUUGUUUGUGUCGAUGUCUCUAAAGGUCCUGAUACAUUUACCAUAAUAUCCUAUUUCCCUCCUUCCUCUAAUAAAAACAGCUUAUUCCAGAACCUUAACGAAUUGAUAGAUUACAUCCAACCAAAACAAUGGUUCCUAGUGGGAGAUGGUAAUAUCCAAUCAGAGCUGUGGGGUCCAGACAGGGACGAAAGCAAACGUAAGCGGGACAUUGGCGCUCCCAUGAUAGACUUUAUCAUACACCGAAAUCUCCUCGUUUGGAACGAUUCCAAUGCAGUACCCACUUUCCAAACAAACAAUGGACGCAGUUGGAUUGACGUCACGCUCUCAACGUCAUCUCUAUAUGAUCGCAAAGAGGCGUGGCAAUUAGAACGCAGAACGCUUAGCUACCACUCAUAUAUUCUCUUUUCCCUUGCUGGUCAAACCCAUUCGCCACCUGCACAAUCCCGGAUCAGCAAACGGAAACUUAAGCGUCUAGCUAAAACACUCGAGAAACACUACAACACUCAUCUCGAGACAGUAAAAGACCUCAAAACAACAGGCGAAGUUGAUAACCUGUCUGACGAAACAUCUACACAGACAGCAAUCAGGGUCACCAAUGAACAAUACAAAUCUCCUACUUCUGACCCUGCUUUCAUGCGCCAGGAGAUCCGCCAAGUUUUGCACACACUUAAGCCAAAAACGGCAUCUGGUCCCGACCAACUUUCUCUAGAGACUGUCAAGAUCCUUUUCAAGCAAAAUCCAGGUGUCAUUAAACUGCUUUUUAACUCUUGUCUCAGUCUUGGACACUUUCCCACAUCGUGGAAAGCUGCUAGGGUAAUUCUAAUUGCAAAACCAGGCAAAAACCUCUGUCUGGCUAACUCAUAUAGGCCUAUUUGCCUACUCUCCAUUUUCGGAAAAAUCCUAGACAAACUAAUUACGCAGAGAGUAACAUAUCUCCUGCACCAAAAACAUCUGCUGCACCAAUACCAACAUGGAUUUAGAAUUGGUUUCUCAUGUGAAACUGCUCACUUCCAGCUCUGGCAAACCAUUCAGAAUGCUCUCCGACACAAAGGAAAGGCUUGUAUCCUAUCAGUUGACGUCAGUGGCGCUUUCGACAACGUCUGGCGCGAAAGUAUUUUACAUCAGCUGACUCUGGCGGGCUGUUCACAAAACCUCUUUGAUCUCAUCAAAGACUAUUUUAGCCAACGACAUGGAACCAUUGAAAUGCAAGGACAAACAUGGUCCUUCCAAAUUGAAAGAGGUGUUCCACAGGCCUAUGCAGAUGACCGUGUUGUUGUCAUUAGGGGUUCUUGUAAGAACGACAUCGAAUCAAAAGGGGCCGACAUCCUGCACACCCUCACCCACUGGGGUAAAGCACAUAAGCUAACAUUCGGUAUAGACAAAAUGAUCCUUAUGCCAAUCACCUACGGCAAUAGACUAAAGUCGGACGACCCACCGUGUAUCUCAUUCCUAAAUUCCACCAUUAAAGUUGUCUCAUCUUUCCGUUAUCUUGGGGACAUCUGGGAUAGUAAACUUACUUUCACAGAACACUUUCGGCACGUCCGUCUCAAAAGUGAUUUGCUCAUGUACAACUUAAAUACAGUGGCUAAUAGGUUCUUCUCUAGACAUCACCAUCUUCUCAGACGCAUUUACUCAGGCGCAUUCGAACCUUAUGUCCUUUUCGGCUACGGGGCUUGGGGGCACCGACUUAAAUUUAAGCAAAUUGGUAGAACAUUCGAAAUUAUACAGAGGAGGCCCCUUGUCAAAAUUCUUAAAGCUUUUCGGACUACUAGCACACAUGCACUACAAGUUCUUGCAGGCAUUUUACCUCUUCACCUUAGAGCUAAAGAACUCUUCGCAAAUUUUCUCAUGAAAGUACACAAAAUACAAGUCAAAUUUGAUGACACUAUCCCUAAUCCUGACCUUUAUGAACCAACUCGUAACCCAUUCGACCAGCAUCCUUGCGAGUGGUUUACCUUUCCUUUCAGGAAAACUCCACCCUCAGGAGAUGAUUCCCAUCGACCUGACGACCACACAACUGUGUUCCAAGCUGGAGCCUAUGCCUUUUUCAUGGCCCUCGAAUACAUCAAAAAAAUAAACUCUUGGAGCAAAGCCUCUAUUUUCUCUGACUCGCUCUCGCUUCUUACAGCCCUUGCUUCGCCUAAACGCAAAAGCUGGAUGCUGAAGCAACUUGUUGAUAAAAUAAAAACAGUCAAUUCCCACCGACGACUCUCCUUCCACUGGGCCAAAGCUCACAUCGGUGUGGUUGGCAAUGAAGAAGCCGAUAAACAAGCCAAACAUGGCACUGAGAAAAAUACAAUCGACUCACCUGUCCCCAGGUCUCAUGGCACCUUGAGGGCUGACAUUCGGCGUAACAUUCUUGCAGAAUGGCAAAAUGAAUGGGCCUUUAGCACAAAAGGUCCUCAGACCCAUAAAUACUUACCAAACGUCUCCACCAAAAGGAACUCUUAUCAUCCCUUCCUGAUCCAAUUCCUCUCGGGUCAUGGUAGAUUUCCUUACUACUUUAAUAAAUUCUGUAUCACCAACGAUCCACUCUGUGACUGUGGUGAAGUUGGUACCCCAGAUCACUAUAUUUUCGAGUGCAUCCACACUCAAUCUCUUAGACUCAAAUUAAAAAAUGCUCAAGAUAGAGAUCAACUUAUCCAAGAUCCUCAUAACUUGCACAUUAUCCACCAAAUCAUCGCGUGGGUAAACAACUACAUUCCUAGGCUCUAA
Messenger RNA from Argiope bruennichi, 2979 nucleotides. RefSeq lists its product as uncharacterized. The transcript is spliced from 4 exons. The coding region runs from base 1 to 2979 and encodes 992 amino acids. The record is from RefSeq and is a predicted model, not a curated record. NCBI's taxonomy places the organism in Eukaryota, Metazoa, Arthropoda, Arachnida, Araneae, Araneidae. Gene Ontology annotation, molecular function: RNA-DNA hybrid ribonuclease activity; nucleic acid binding.